CCAGGCAUGACAAUGUUCAAUAAUUAAAAGUAACCCUGUCCAUUUUCUUCGCGUUAUUACGGUAACAGCACCCGGAAAUGCGCGAUAUUCAGAUAUUCUUACGUUCGUACAAGUAUGAUACAAAGAUCCGUGUUGUUCCUAUGCAGUGCUAUAACCGGCACCGUAGUAUUUCCGCGUGAAAUGCCGAGACACGUUCUGUGGAUGACUGCGCUUUCGCUGUAACCGUCUCCGUAGAAACGCGGCUUGUAGUCUUUUGUGACAUUGUUGUCGCCGCUACCCCACGUGUUGCAGAAGCGACCACCGAGCGAGCUGCAUCGACAGCUUGAAGUCAUCGCUGUCACUGCGAGCUAUUACGAUUCUGUAGUCUUUACAGUUCACAUCUCCCAUUCCUUCCAAAGGUUAUACAAUGAGUGAAUACUUCUCGCUGUCGGAGUGUGAUGUAAUUGGCUUUGAUUUGGACCACACGCUCUGUCGAUACAAUUUGAAGGAGACCUCCAGGCUGAUCUAUGAGAGUUUUGCACGGUAUCUGGUGGAACACAAGGGCUAUGAUAAAGAUCUGCUUCAUUUAACACCCGCUACUUGGGACUUCUGUUUUAAAGGUCUUGUGGUGGACCUUGAGGAGGGCAACCUGAUCAAGUUGGCAGAGGACGGUACUGUCUUGCGAGCAACUCAUGGCACUAAAAAUCUUAGUACUGAUGACAUCAUAAAGCAUUACGGUCCAAAAAGAGAAUGGAAGCAUUUUAAUAGCCUCAAUACCUCGUAUACACGAUCUGCAAAAUACUAUUUUUAUGACAACUAUUUUGACCUCCCUGGUGCUCUUCUCUGUGCCAGAGUGGUGGAUAUGUUGAAUAAGCGAGGAGCUGAAAUCACAUCUGACAUUUGGAAAGACAUUGUUGCUGCCAUUGACCAUAAUUACAACACAUCUGCAUUUCGGGAGGACACUGGGACGUAUUUCCCCAGUGUGAAGUGCUGUCCUGGCAGUUACCUGCAGCCCUGCUCAGAUGCGGUGAAGAGAUGGUUGAGGAGCAUGAAGAACAGCGGGAAAAUCCUGCUGCUCAUCACCAGCUCACACUCGGACUACUGCCGCCUCGUGUGCGAGCACAUACUCGGAAUGGACUUUGAGGAGCUGUUUGACAUCAUUAUCACUAAUGCUCUGAAGCCUGGAUUCUUCUCUUUGGUUCCACAGCAGAGACCUUUCAGAACGCUGGUGAAUGAUGUUGAAGAUAGUGAAGGGCUGCCGUCUCUGGAAAAGCCUGGUUGGUAUUCUCAGGGCAACUGGCCUCAUCUACACGAACUACUGAAGACCAUGUCCAACAAAUCAGAGCCCAAGGUGGUGUACUUCGGAGACAGCAUGCGCUCGGACAUGUUCCCAGCCUGCAGCUUUGGAAAGUGGGAGACGGUGAUGAUAGUGGAGGAGAUGGAGGGGGAGGGUGUUCCACGUGCUAACGCGACCCCCAGUAACAGCCCCACCCCGAGUGAAGGGCCGGUGGAGAAAAAGGGCAAAUUUGAGGAUCAAGGAAUGAAAUCUCCUUCAGCUGUAUCAAACCAGUGGGGCUCAUAUUUUGUGGAUGUGCAAAAGAAUGAAGGAGAGGAGACACAGAGUCUCACCUGGUGUUGCCACAGUAUCCACACAUACAGCACCAUGGCUAUACCCAGCAUUGAGGCUAUAGCAGAUCUUCCUCUAGACUUCAAGUUCCAGAGAUUCUCUUCAGAUAAGCCCAUCACGACAGGUUAUUACCCCAGACCUCCAGAGUCACUGCUGAAAUGGGAAGAGAACUAGCCCCAAACCCUCACGCCUGUCAGCAUAGGCCAGGAGAUUGUUUCACCGUUACGUUCUGGAGCUUCACCACAGAGCUAGACCAUCCAUUCGUCCAAUCAGUGAUAAAGCUGUGUGAAUGUAACACCCAGAGCACCCAGAGUCUGUGUAUUUUCUUCUCACCCCUUCCUGAAUCACUACAGUAUACACAGUAUGAAGUUGUGUCUGUACACGUGCUGAAAUAUCCGUACAUUGAUUAUUGGAUGUAGGAGGAAGUCACAGUGUAUUGUGUCUCACCCAGCGUCGUGCACUCACUACCAUUAAACUACUUUUAAUGGUGUACAGAGAAAAAAAAACAUAGCUUUCAUUUGAGCUGUGUGUGUUUUUUGUUUUGUUCCGUUCUGUUUUUAUAAAGGGAAUGUUAUAUGACCUCAGAGGGUUUGUUCUUGCAGCUGUUGUAAAUGCUUUCUGAGGAAAACAGGCACAUAUUAUAUUGAAUAUUCAUGCAAUCAAGAAACAGCCAUGAGUUCUUUGCUCCUUUUGUGAUUGGUUGAUGUUUUGAGAGUGUUGUAAACUGCAAUGUUUUGUUACAGGUUCAGAUCUGGGCCGGUUUAUUAUAGAAUAAUGUAAUUUGUUUUACUUUCCAUCAUUUGAUUAUGAUUUCAAGUACUUUGGUUUACUGUAGUUUACUGUAUUCUGCAGACGUUUCUGUGACAGAUGGGAAAAUGGACAUCAUUCUUCCAAGCGCCAGUGCUAAGAGGAAUAGUUUACCCAAAACUAAAAAAAACUCAUGAAUUAUUCACCAUCACCUUGUUCCAAACCAUUGAGCUGUUGAUGGAACAUAAAGGCAUUGCUGAGGAAUCUUCACACAGCUCUUUCCAUACAACGACAGUUCAUAGUGACCACAUAUGUCAAGCUCAAAAAAGUACAGAAAUAAAAGCAAAUGAAUCUAGCCUGUAUGAAUCAUGUGCUACAAUUCAAGUCUUCUGAUGCCACAAGAAGAACAUUUGUUGUUAUUUAUUGAUAUUUUUUCCCUCCAAUGAGUUGUUAUAGAAACAUUGUACCAGUUCACUGAUUUAAGUGAGAUGAACUCAAGAUCUGGAUCAUUGAAUUCAUUGGUAUCUUGAGGUGCGUCUUUUAAAGGAACUAGUUGAUCCAGUAAAUGAUGUGCUUAUAAUCAGACUGAUCUGUUUAACUUGCAGACGUGAUGAUCCAGUUACAGCAGUUCUCGAGUUAACAGCUCACUGACGGGAAAGUUUAUCAGUGGAAACAAGACUCACAUUUUGUUCUGUUUCUCGCACAAAACUAUCAUAAGACUUGAAAUACAGCAAAUAAGUACUAUGUAUGGUUUAGAUGUUUCAAGGAAGAAAGAAAGCCAUACAAGUUUGGAGCAACACAAGGUGAGUAAAGAAUUAAUUUCCAUUUAGUGGUGAACUAUUCCUUUUACUAAUGCAUUUUGUUUCAGGUCCUCAUUGUUAUUGAAUGUAGAGGGGUGAUUUUUUUUUUCUGUGUAAUGUAAUGUUAUCGUAACAUUGUGUAAAAAAAAAAUGUGCUGCUGUUGGGUGAUAGUCAAUGUAAACAGUCAGUUUCUGUCAUGCACAGGACCAGGGUUGAAUGGUGCCAAGCGUUACCCACCCAUUUAGUGAUUUUAUGUGUCAGGGCACAUCUCUCACCUAAAACCUAUUAUUUGUUUCUUGUGUGUGCUGGCCCUGAGCUUUAAUAACGUUUUGUUUAAAGCAAUGUAAGUGGAAUUGAUGUUUUUAUGUUGAGUGCUCUGAUGAGGUUUCUGUAGUGGUAGGCUGUAAUGGAUUUGACAUAAAAAUGGUACGGUGUUAAAACACACUGCAUGAUAAAGGUUUUACAGAGAUGCCCAAAACGGAGUAUUAAGUGACACUAGGCAGCUUCAUCAUGGGUAGAGAAGUGUGGAAAUCCUCAUCAAAAGCAUGACCUGCUUCUCUCAAAUUAAAAGAAAAUGUCUCUUCUUCUGUAUGUGGUGAGUAGCACUAGUGCUUGUUUAUUGAGUGCAGGGAAAAGUGUUAAUAUGUGCAGAUAAA
Sinocyclocheilus anshuiensis is the source of this 3810-nucleotide messenger RNA. RefSeq names its product 5'-nucleotidase domain-containing protein 1-like. Lineage: Eukaryota; Metazoa; Chordata; Actinopteri; Cypriniformes; Cyprinidae. The coding region runs from base 407 to 1780 and encodes 457 amino acids. The record is from RefSeq and is a predicted model, not a curated record. Gene Ontology annotation, molecular function: 5'-nucleotidase activity. The transcript has 12 exons.